UCAUGGCAUUGCUGGGUUAUGUUAUGUGUACCUAAUGUAAAUUGCUCUGUAGAGAAUUCUCAACACCAUAGAUAUACGUUAUACGUAUUACAAGGGGGUUUAGCAGUCUUGCCAGCUGGCCCUUUCCCGUCGAUAGCUUGUUGCCGGGCCGUUCGGUAAUUUCUACGUCAUGAAUAUUUCACAAAUGCGUUUGUAAGCAAAUAGAAGUCAUUCGCCGAAUCACCAAUCCGUCAUCGUCAAAACCCUAUCCGCCUCAUGAAUUACAUCGCGAGAGCAAGACCUCUACUAGCUACCCGGAGAAUAGGCAUUUCAACCGCAUCUCUCGCCUUCGCCCGCAAAAUGCAUAUCCAAUCAAUUCCUAUGUGGACGGGGACGAGCGAUAAUUACGCAUAUCUCCUCGUCGACGACAAAUCCAAGGAGGCUGUCAUUAUCGACCCCGCGCAUCCCGAAGAAGUUACCCCUGUCUUGAAAAAGGCAAUCAAAGAGGGCAAGAUCAAUCUCACAGCUAUCGUUAAUACACAUCACCAUUGGGACCACGCGGGUGGAAACGAUCAGCUCAGGAACGACCUAGGCGAUCCAAACCUUCCCAUCAUUGGAGGCAAGGACUGCCAAAGCGUCACACAGACCCCCGAACAUGGCAAGGGAUUCAAGCUUGGGAACAUUGACGUGAAGGGCCUCCAUACGCCGUGCCACACGCAGGACAGCAUCUGCUGGUACGUGAAGGAUGGCGACGACAAGGCUGUGUUCACCGGAGAUACCCUGUUUCACGGCGGUUGCGGAAAGUUCUUCGAAGGUACCGCGGCGGAGAUGCAUACGGCUUUGAAUAAGACGUUGGCUUCACUCCCGGAUGAUACCAGGGUCUAUCCCGGCCACGAGUACACCAAGUCCAACGCCAAAUUCGCCCUUUCGGUGCUGCCGAGCGAGGCUGUUAAGAAACUAGACGCGUUUGCGGAAAACAACAAGGAAACGCAAGGGAAGUUUACCAUUGGAGACGAGAAGUUGCACAAUGUGUUUAUGCGUGUAGAGGAUCCCAUAGUCCAGAUAGCUACCGGCAAGACGGACCCGGUGGAGGUAAUGGAUCAGCUGCGGACUAUGAAGAAUAACUUCAAGUGAACCACCACCCGAUAGUAAGGUCUAAAAGUGUAUUGUGUGCCCUUUUCACUGCAGAAAUUUGUAUCUAGAUAGUGGAAGCUGGGUAAGAUCACGGCAGUAUGUGAGGUACCUUAAUAAACACUCACUUCAUCAUUAAUAAACCUGACAAGUGAACAUGAUCUU
Messenger RNA from Daldinia caldariorum, 1275 nucleotides. Its product is annotated as hydroxyacylglutathione hydrolase. The transcript is spliced from 11 exons. The coding region runs from base 256 to 1113 and encodes 285 amino acids. NCBI's taxonomy places the organism in Eukaryota, Fungi, Ascomycota, Sordariomycetes, Xylariales, Hypoxylaceae. Gene Ontology annotation, molecular function: hydroxyacylglutathione hydrolase activity. The record is from RefSeq and is a predicted model, not a curated record.